AUGUCAUCAUAAGGAUAACAUAUGGAACUUCAGUAAAGAGAUUCAAUUUAAGAAUCAUUGUUAAAUGAGUCUUCAAUAAAUAAUUAAGAAGAGUUUCAUUUAGAAAUUUCAGAUAUUAUUUUGAAUGGAAAAUAAUUUUAGAAUAAAGCAAAAUUAGCUUUAGAAGAAAGAGCAGAGAAGAAAUAACAACAAUCAUAAGAAUAUAUAUUAGAAAGAAUUCGUUAAUUAUAUAACGAUAGUUUAGAAGGAGUAUAAAAGAAAUUAAGUAUAAUUUAAAGAUGUAUUGUAGAUAUAUUGUAUUAAUUACCAAUUUUGAGACCGAAACAAAUAAUUUUAUGGAAAUUAUUAAUCAAUCUAUUAACGUUAUUUGUUUUUUUUGAGAUCCCUGUAUAUAUAUCAUUUGGACAAGCCUUUUGGAAAGUAUAAAAAUAUCUAAAUUUAGGAAUUAGAUACUAUUUAGUUAAUCGCUGCAUUGUAUUACACUAUAUCUCUUUUACUUGUAAUAGAUAUGGGUUUAGAUUUUAUAACAGCAUAUUAUAAACAUGGAGUUGUAAUUACUGACAGUAGGAAAAUAGCUAUAAAUUAUUUAUACGGGAAUUUUAUCUUUGAUUUAAUUGCUGUAAAAUUUUAUUUAAUAAAAUAGUUAAUAAUCUCAAUUGCUCGAUUAUCUCUAUUCACCUCUUAAUAUAGAUUUAUUUUUAUAAUGUUUUACUUUAAACUACCUUCAUUUUUAAGAUUUAAUAAUCAAUUAAAUUAAAUGGUAUUACUUCAUAGAAGAACAAGAGUUUGUUAUGAAGUUGGAAAAAUAGUUAUUUUUAUGUUUUUUGCAUUCAAUGUAUUUUUGUGUGUGUUCUAUAUGAUUGGAGUAUAUAGUGUAGCAUCAAAUUAUAAUUCUUGGUUAAUAAAUCCAGGUAAUUUUGGAAUUAUAAUUGAUCGACCAUUGCAUGAGAUAUAUUUUUUUGGAUUUUAUUUUUCUUUGGGAACAGUCUCAACUACAAUGGGUUAUGGUGAUAUAGUACAUUUUAUAUAAAUAAUAAUUAGUCUCCAAUGAAUAUUAUGGAAUGUGCCUGGUCACUUUUAGGAGUUAUGUUUGGUUUAAUAAUUAUUUUUAAUAACAUAAACUUAUUUUAAAAAAUGAUGGAAGAGUAUAGUAUAUAUAAUAUUAAACAAUUUAAAUAUAAGUUAAGUAUCAAUAAAUUUAUGGAAUAAAAGUAAGUACCUUCUGAAUUAUAAGAAAUAAUUAGAUAAUAUCUUAAUGAAUAUUGGCAUAAAUAAGGAUUAAGAGAUUUGGAAUAGGAAACGUUAGUUUUUCAAAUGUUGGCUCCUGAAUUAAAAUAAGAAUUAAUGUAUUAGUCUUAUGGAUAGUUUUUACAAACUACUUUUUUUUCAAAAUAUUUUUCAAAACCUUUUUUAAAAGAUCUUUCGGAAAAAAUAACAGAAGUUCAUUAUUCAGCUGGAAAUGUGAUAAUUGAAGCAGGUGAUUCUAAUGAUGAUCAAAGUUUUUAUUUUAUCUAAAGUGGAACAGUUAUUAUUAAUUGUGGUAAUUCUGAAAUUGUGAAAAAGAAAAUGAUAAAAGGAGAUAGUUUUGGUGAAUUUGCCUUUAUAACAGGUAAUCUAUUUAUAAUCUAAAAUAAAAGGAUAAGCAAGAACAGCCACAGUUUAUUCUUAAGAAUAUAGUUAAUUACAUAAAAUAUCAAGAAAUAACUUUUUGGAUGUAUUAAAAAAUUAUCCUGAUGAUUAUGAAAUAUUUUGCAAUAUGAGAGAUGGGUUAAUAUUUUCUUAAUAAUUUGAAACAGUUGGUUAAUUUUGUUGGACUUGUCAUAAAUUUGAUCAUUACGCAAAUUCAUGCCCAUUUACUCAUUAUAUUCCUUAAGUUUAGAAUUUAGUUGAUAAUGCAACUAUUAUAAAUACAAAUUAAGAUAGAAUCAAAAUAUAAAGAUAUGAUAGAAAAUAAUGGCCAACUAGAAAAAAUUAAAGAAUUUUAGUAAAUGGUUUGAAUAAAUCUAAAAUUCAAAAAUAUGCUAAUGUCAUAGUACAUUAUAAUUUUUAUUAAAUUAGUUGAAAACUGCAAGAAGUAUCAAUUAAUAAAAGUCAUCAAAUUCUCCGUUGAAGAAAUAAACAAGUAUCCAAUUAAAAGGAUAAUCGUUUGGAGACUCAAAAAUAGAUAUAGAUAAAUCUGAAUAAAUCUAGGAUGAGUCUUUUAGAUCAAAUCAGUAAGACGAAAAUGUUUUGGCCUAAGUUUAAGAACCAAAAGAUGCAGAGAGAAAUAGUCUCAAAAAUUUAUAAACAAAACUUAAUUAAUUUAGAGAUAAAUAUGAAUAUUCUAUACAUUAAGGGUUAGAUUAUUUUGAUGAACCUCAAAAUUUCAAAUAUUAUAAGAAGAAAUUUAAUUACUCAAAUUACAAAGUAUUUUAAGGAUUUCAAGAAUCUCAAAGGAAGAAAUAAUUAAAAAUAAGGAAAUCAUAUAUGUCAGUUCCAUAUACUUGA
Molecule: messenger RNA, 2487 nt
Organism: Paramecium sonneborni
Lineage: Eukaryota; Ciliophora; Oligohymenophorea; Peniculida; Parameciidae
Source: the annotation of a GenBank genome assembly